Helianthus annuus (common sunflower) is the source of this 525-nucleotide messenger RNA. Its product is annotated as alpha/beta-gliadin A-III-like. The coding region runs from base 1 to 525 and encodes 174 amino acids. The record is from RefSeq and is a predicted model, not a curated record. The transcript has a single exon. Lineage: Eukaryota; Viridiplantae; Streptophyta; Magnoliopsida; Asterales; Asteraceae.
AUGAGAAAGUUACAACAACAGCGUGCUUUAGCAGCCGUUAAGAGAGAAACAGAUGCUCACGCUCAGGAUAUGCUCAAUAGGAGUCUAGCAAAUUUUCAUAUUUUAGCAACUACAGCUGCAGACCCUAAUCUAGAGCAACUCAUAACACCCCAACCAUUACCCUUGUUUCCCACACAACCAAUGGAUAUUGAAGCCAACCCAGAAAACCAAAUUCAAAUGCAUGAUUUUGACCCAGCAGAGAUACCUAGAGUGCCAGCACCCAAUCCCUUAGACCCAAACUACGAUCCGUGGUUUGACGACCAAAGGGAUUACCAGCAACGCUACCCAAUACCAGAAGACGAACCCAUGCCAAAUCUACCAGCUUACCCAGAUCUAGACCCUCUAGACCCCUAUUAUGAUAAUGAUCAAUACAUUAGGGAAAUUGUAGAGAAUCCUUACCCUUACCAAGAACCCAUGCCCCAGUUCCCAAACCCAGUACCAGCCCCUGCACCCCCAAUUAGUGCAGAAAAUGUGCAAGAACUCUAA